AUGAUGUUCAAGACUUCGACCAUCGUCGCCAUUGCAAUGGCUCUGGCCUCAGUUGCCCAGGCCGCUGCCGUCCCCGCCUCUCCCGAAAAAAAUCUGGAUAUCCGUGUGCCCAAGAAGUCCUGUCCUGUUGGCCAGUAUAUUGCCUGCGGUUGGUAUCUUCUGAGCCCUGACAGCGGCCCCUGCGCCAAGGUUGAAGAUCUUUUCCCUCUGGGCGGCUCCAGCCCCUGGGACUCCCUGUACUUCCUAAACCCCGCGACUGGCAAGCCGGUCGGACUCCUCCAGCAGUGCAAGACUGGCCACUGCAACCAGUUUGGUGUUGGCGGAACGGAAGGAACAUACUGCCGGUUUUUCUAG
Molecule: messenger RNA, 354 nt
Organism: Thermochaetoides thermophila DSM 1495
Lineage: Eukaryota; Fungi; Ascomycota; Sordariomycetes; Sordariales; Chaetomiaceae
Exons: 2
Coding region: 1-354 (117 amino acids)
Source: RefSeq, a predicted model, not a curated record